This is a messenger RNA of Penicillium coprophilum, 696 nucleotides long. RefSeq lists its product as uncharacterized. Gene Ontology annotation, biological process: carbohydrate metabolic process; tricarboxylic acid cycle. Bases 1 to 696 code for a protein of 231 amino acids. Lineage: Eukaryota; Fungi; Ascomycota; Eurotiomycetes; Eurotiales; Aspergillaceae. Gene Ontology annotation, cellular component: mitochondrial matrix. The transcript has a single exon. The record is from RefSeq and is a predicted model, not a curated record.
AUGCCAGGUGUGAUCCCAGCAACUACAAAUGCGACAAUCUACCAAACAGAUAUCAAACAGGCCGACCAAAUAGUCCUACAGACUGUUGCUGCAUACGCUGUUAUCUUUGGAGCUGUGCGAUCCCACCGGCUAGGUAUUCCCUGGAAAUGUUCCUCUCUUCACCAAAAUUACUACGAGAAUCUAUUCACGAUGGCCGGUCUCGUCGACCCAGAGACAAACCACCCGAAUCCUACACACAUAUCCUGCUUCCGCCGCUUUGGUAACCUUAACGCUGAGCACGGCCAGGCCCUAACAGUCUUCUCGGCUUUAGUAACAGCCUCAUCCCUCACCGAUCCAGUGUCUUGUCUGAUAGCUGCUGUGACUGCCGCCCACGGGCCCUUACAUUUUGGGGCAACAGAGUCCGCUCAACGUGCUCUCCAUGACAUUGGAGACCCAAAUAAUGUCCCCGCCUUCAUUGAAGAGAUAAAAUGUGGAAAGCGGAAAUUAUUCGGCUACGGUCAUCGCACCUAUAAGGGAAUGGACCCACGUGUGCGUCCCAUCCAAAGUAUCCUGAAAGAUUUGUCCGGUGUUCAACAACCGCUACUAAAAGUUGCCCAAGCAAUUGAGGAGUGUGCCUCGAAGGAUGAGUACUUUAGCUCGCGGGGCUUAUAUCCCAACGCGGACUUUUACGGUAACUUUGUGUUUACUGGAAUGUAA